This is a messenger RNA of Megalops cyprinoides (Indo-Pacific tarpon), 3054 nucleotides long. RefSeq names its product matrix metallopeptidase 9 (gene mmp9). The transcript has 13 exons. Gene Ontology annotation, cellular component: extracellular matrix. NCBI's taxonomy places the organism in Eukaryota, Metazoa, Chordata, Actinopteri, Elopiformes, Megalopidae. The coding region runs from base 202 to 2208 and encodes 668 amino acids. Gene Ontology annotation, biological process: extracellular matrix organization; proteolysis; collagen catabolic process. Gene Ontology annotation, molecular function: metalloendopeptidase activity; zinc ion binding. The record is from RefSeq and is a predicted model, not a curated record.
CCUGCCAACACUACAGGAGAGAGAGAAAGAGAGAACCAAGAGCUUAAAGCAAUCCAUUUGCCAAGAAACCUCCAGGCAGCUUCAGAUCUCCUGCAGAGACGUUGUUGGAAACGCAAGGCAAUUAAACUACAAGUGAUUCCAACACCUUGCAAAGAGGCUGCCGAUAUCUUCCACAACAGAGGACCACUCCAGUUCAUCAGGAUGAGGUCUGGAGUCACGGCUCUUUUCGUCUUGGGGGCCUGUGCCCUUGGUGCAUGGUGCGCACCCCUCAAUUCAGUCUUCGUCACCUUCCCUGGGGAUAUACUCACAAACAAGAGUGACACUGAGGUGGCAGAUGACUACUUGCGGCGGUAUGGCUACUUUGAUACAGAGCACAGGAGCGGUCUCCAGCCAUCUGUGUCGACCUCCAAGGCGCUGAAGAUGCUGCAGAGGCAGUUCGGUCUUGAGGAGACCGGGGAGCUGGACCAGCCCACGAUCACCGCCAUGAAACAGCCGCGAUGCGGCGUCCCGGACGUCCGCAGCUACCAGACCUUCGCUGGGGACCUAAAGUGGGACCACAACGACAUCACCUACAGGAUCUUAAACUACUCCCCAGAUAUGGAUGAAUCUAUCAUCGACGACGCCUUUGCCCGCGCAUUCAAGGUGUGGAGCGACGUCACCCCCCUGACCUUCACCCGGCUGUACGAUGGUGUCGCUGACAUCAUGGUGUCCUUUGGAAAGAAAGAUCAUGGGGAUCCCUACCCCUUCGAUGGCAAGGACGGUCUCCUGGCUCAUGCUUACCCCCCAGGGGAGGGCAUACAGGGAGACGCCCACUUUGAUGAUGAUGAAUUCUGGACUCUGGGUACUGGGCCAGUGGUGAAGACUUACUAUGGCAAUGCUGAGGGGGCUUUGUGCCACUUCCCCUUCCUGUUUGAGGGAAAAUCCUACUCCACCUGCACCACAGAGGGGCGCGAUGAUGGCCUGCCCUGGUGUGCCACCACGGCCAAUUUCGACAAAGACAAGAAAUUUGGCUUCUGCCCGAGUGAACUUCUGUACACGACUGGCGGAAACAGCGACGGCGCCCCGUGCGUUUUCCCCUUCGUCUUCCUGGGUGACACCUACAGCGGCUGCACCACCGAGGGUCGCACCGACGGCUACCGAUGGUGCGCCACCACCAGCAACUACGACGACGACAAGAAGUAUGGCUUCUGCCCGAACAGAGACACAACCACGAUUGGUGGAAACUCCGAUGGAGAGCCCUGCCACUUCCCUUUCACCUUCCUGGGCAAGACGUACGACUCCUGCACCAGUGAGGGCAGGGGCGACGGGAAGCUGUGGUGUGCCACCACCAAAAACUACGACCAGGACUCUAAGUGGGGCUUUUGCCCCGACAAGGGGUACAGUCUGUUCCUGGUGGCAGCGCAUGAGUUUGGACAUGCUCUGGGCUUGGAUCACUCCAACAUCCAGGAGGCGCUCAUGUUCCCAAUGUACAGCUAUGUGGCAGACUUCUCUCUGCACAGAGAUGACAUCGCAGGCAUCCAGUAUCUCUAUGGCUCCAGACAUGGCCCCGAGCCUACCCCUCCGGGCCCAACGACCACGACCACCCCUGGCACCACCACCACCACCACAACCACAACCAGUUCUCCCGAGCCCUCUGUUGAGGUCUGCAAAGUGGACAAGUUUGACACUAUCAACGAAAUCCAGGGAGAUCUGCACUUCUUCAAGGAUGGGCAGUACUGGAGGAUGAACUCCAAGGGAUCGAUCAAGGGUCCUUACAGGACAUCAGACAGCUGGCCCGCUCUGCCGUCCAUUAUUGACGCCGCCUUCGAGGACCCACUCACCAAGAGGCUCUACUUCUUCUCAGGUCGUCGUGUCUGGGUGUACACUGGAAACAGUGUGCUGGGCCCCCGCAGCUUGGAGAAGCUUGGUCUCCCGGGCAACGUGGAGCGCAUAGAGGGAGCGAUGGCAAAGAACAAUGGCAAGGUGCUGCUGUUCAGCGGGGAGAACUUCUGGAGACUGGAUGUGAAAACCCAGACCAUUGACAAAGGCUACCCCCGCCACAUAGACCAGUGGUUUGGAGGAGUUCCUGUUGAUGCCCAUGAUGUCUUCCUCUACAAGGGACACAUGUACUUCUGCCGCGAUCGUUUCUACUGGAGGAUGAACUCGCGCAGGCAGGUGGACCGCGUCGGCUACAUUAAGUACGACGUGCUGCAGUGCUCCGGCGUCUGAGGACCACCUUCCCUCCUGUGGACCCACUCAGGCUAAUUCAUUAGCUUAAUUCAUUCAUUGAUAAAUAUAUGUCACACAUUCCCCCUACUCUGCAGGGGACUAAUCGCUUCAUUUCGUAAAAACGACAGACAAAUGGGCCAGAAGAUAUGAAAAUGAGGUAUUAUGCCUACAAUACUGUGGUAUUGAUCUAAGCCCCACUGAUGACCUGAAGUUGUGUUUUUGGCCCUCAUUCUCAAGACUGUGGCAUAUGCUGCUUGAAAUGAGACAUACGGGGUCAUUACUCUUUGAACGGUUCAGAUCCUCCUCCUAGUCACUUGAACCGGUACAGUGAUACACGGGUUUACAUUUUUGCCCAAAGAUAGGCCACUGUGAUUUGACAAGAGGGAUUUUGUAGGUAGCCUGGUUCUUGUGUUCAUCACAAAAGUCAUGAUGCAAGACCUCACACACUGCCACAUCCCUGAUUUUAUAUGACAUUAAUUCUACGUUAAAAUAAGUAUGAAAUGAAAAACUGGGAUGCAAAAUCAAAAAGCAAAUAGCUGCCUAUGAUCUGUGAAUUGCAAGUAGUGAAUUGUGUCAACGAUGCACAUUCUGAAUGACAUAGCCCAGUACUUUUCACAGGUGAUGAAUUUUCUGUCUAUUUUUACUGCUUUGUGUCCGUCUGCCUGGAGCAAACGGUAUAAGUAAUUUGUGUCUGCUUUGAAAGCCUUUAUUAUUUAAGUUUUUAUUUUUAUUAUUUUAUUAUUUUCAAUGUUUAAUAACUGCACUUUUAUUUUUUAUGAGAACUGCCUCUCAUUGCACUUGAAGGCACGUUGCGAUUUGAAUCCAGUUAUUUAAUGAAUCAUGGGA